Penicillium angulare is the source of this 741-nucleotide messenger RNA. RefSeq names its product GIG1 family protein. The transcript is spliced from 2 exons. Gene Ontology annotation, cellular component: cytoplasm. Gene Ontology annotation, biological process: N-acetylglucosamine metabolic process. Lineage: Eukaryota; Fungi; Ascomycota; Eurotiomycetes; Eurotiales; Aspergillaceae. Bases 1 to 741 code for a protein of 246 amino acids. The record is from RefSeq and is a predicted model, not a curated record.
AUGGCUCCCGCAUCGUCGUAUAAUCUUACUCCCCUGGAUCGUGAACUCCUCAAUAUGAAAGAUGAGGACUUCGUCCCGCACGACUGGCAGGAUCUACAAGAUAUUAUCGCCCGGAACGAUCUCGCCGCUCUAAAGCGGAAACCCUCCGAUCUGCGCCGAUACUUCGCCUGGUACGUCCAGACAAAGGCGCAGUAUAGCUCAAUUAUGAACUUUAUUUGCCUGAACCGUUUAAAGUGGCCACUUCCUGCUGAGCUCUCGGGGACUGUCCCUGCGCCAGACACUCACUCGUCAACUGAUGGGUCAGGGUCAGGGUCUGGCUCGGGCUCAGACUCCUCUCCAGCACUAGAGCAAAGUGGACCCGUGCUCACGUUCAAUAACCCGACGCCAUUUGCCGAUCCUGAGGAUUACAAGAUUCUCCGCAAUGACUGGCCUUACGGCUUAGCACCCGGCAUUUCACAUUUAGUUGUGUGGCUGCGUACCCCCAUCGCUGUCAAAUCGGGCGAAGGUCAUCUUACGGAUGAAUCUAGGGCGCUGAUCAAUGGGUUCGUCCAGCGCAAGUUUGUGCAAAGGUUGGCCGAGGAUGGGGCCGAGCGUUUUGCUGAUCCCGGUUCGCAUGUGUUGUGGUUUAAGAACUGGGUGGGAUUGCAGAGUGUUCGGGCCUUGGAACAUGUUCAUAUUUUACUUCGAGAUGUACCUGAAGAAAUCCUCACAGAGUGGUCGGAGGAACCUAGACCAGAGUAA